AACCCGCCCCCAUCUUUUAAUCUCAGGGUCUUUGAAAUAUAGUCUUCCAUCUGCAUAUGUUUCAUUUUGGCUGCAUCAACACCCCCCUGGGCCAUACAUUACCGAACAUCCAACUAAUACGAUUCUACACACAUGGACAGAUGAUGUGUUUCUGAGAGUUCCAAACGAUUCACUACGUCAGCCUCGAUUUUUCCUUACCAAAGUAUAUGUGAGCGACAAUAGGGACAUUUGUAGGACCAAAAACCUACUAAGCAGCUGAUCGCACAAAACACGACAUCAGCGUAAAGCGCAUUUUGCAAUGAAGCUCUCAAAUACCCAAAGAAGCUCUCAUCCAAGCUCUCCAGAUACGGGAAGCUUCGAGCCAAUCGCAGUCGUCGGCUUUGGCUUCAAAUUCCCCCAAGAUGUUACGAAUGCCGAGAGCUUAUGGAAACUCCUCAUCGAGCGCCGGUCGACCAUGACCGAGAUUCCCAAGAACCGAUGGAACAUUGAUGGAUUCUAUAAGGAGAACGGCCACAGGCCCGGUACUGUAAAGAAUCGCGGCGGUCAUUUUCUAUCCGACGAUCCAGCACGCUUCGAUGCACCGUUCUUUUCUAUUCAACCGGCUGAAGCGGAAUGCAUGGAUCCACAGCAGCGCUUGCUGCUCGAAACGAGUUACCACGCUCUUGAAAAUGCUGGUAUUCCUAUGCAAGAUGCUGUAGGCACCCGAACGUCAGUCCACGUUGGCUGCUUAUUACAGGAGUACAGCCAGAUUUCUCAGAGAGAUGCCCAGAUGCCUGGCGACUAUCGGAUUGUCGGCUCAAGCGGUCUGGCUAUGCUAUCAAACCGAUUGAGUUGGUUCUACGACUUCAGCGGACCCAGUAUGACGGUGGAUACAGCUUGCUCUGGUGGUCUUGUUGCUCUUCAUCUUGCGUGCCAGGAGUUACUUGCUGGAAGCGUUAAUAUGUCUCUUGUGUGCGGUACCAACUUGUGUCUGUUACCGGACUCGACGGCCCUAUUAAGCAGUCUUAACAUGAUGUCCAAAGACAGCGUUUGCUACUCCUUUGACGAGAGAGCUUCUGGUUAUGCACGAGGCGAGGGCUUCGGAGUCCUAGUUCUCAAGCGGCUUUCAGAAGCUAUUGCCGACGGAAACAACAUCCGCGGUGUGAUUCGGUCGACUGGUUGCGGCCAAGAUGGCAACACUCCGAGUAUCACAUCGCCUAGCCAAUCCGCACAAGAGCGCCUCAUUCGCGAGACGUAUGCACGAGCCGGUCUCAGUCUCGACGAAACUCGCUACUUUGAAGCCCAUGGAACUGGCACAAAGGCAGGAGACCCGUGCGAAGCUGCUGCUAUUAACAGUGUGUUUUCCGCUCGGACUCCUGAAGACCCCAUCUAUGUUGGUGCGCUCAAGUCCAACAUGGGCCACCCUGAAGGCGCUAGUGGUAUCGCUGGGGUCAUCAAGACGUUACUGGUACUUGAGAAGGGUAUCAUCCCGCCGAAUGUUUACCCUGAGCGCAUCAACCCUGCCGUUACAGCUGCUGGGCCAAACUUGAGAUUCCCGUUGAAACCCGUACCAUGGCCGACCAGUGGUGUCCGACGUGCAAGCGUGAACUCUUUCGGAUACGGUGGAACAAAUGCACAUGUCGUUAUCGAAGAUGCGCUCAGUUUUCUCCGCGAGCAGGGUCUAGAAGGAAGACACUGCACCACAGAUGUCCGAACAAUUGAAGAAGCGAAACAUGUCCAUCCCUGCAACACUUCAACCCCGACUCACAUUCCCAGUAACGAGAAUGGCUCUGAAAUUAUCCCUUCUGGUAGCACGACCUGUGACGACACGCCUUCUGGUUCUGCAGGCGAUUACGACGAAAGCAAUACUUUUGCGAAUGAAAACAGCAAAUCCACCACGAAGCUGUUGGUGAUUUCCGCUUUUGAUGAACGAGCAGUGCAUCGAUCGAUUGAUGCUUUGAAGAAAUGGAUGGGCGAUCACUUGGUCGAUGAAAAUCGCCGUCAAACACUCAGCGAUAUCGCAUAUACUUUGGCAGAGAAACGUACAAAGUUUCCAUGGAAGAGUACGUGUGUCGCCUUACCAGAAACCCAGUCUGAAUUGACAUGGUCUGCGCCUGUGAGGUCGAAGCCUAAUACAAACAUCUGCUUCGUAUUCACCGGGCAAGGCGCACAAUGGCAUGGAAUGGGUCGUGAACUCAUGCGAUACGAAGUUUUCUCAAAAGCGAUGCGAGAAGCUGACCACUACUUUCGAUCGCUGGGAAGUUCGUGGUCUUUGAUAGAUGAGCUAUGCAACAAAUCGGAAAGUGAAUCAGCUAUUCAUAGACCGGAACUUAGUCAACCGAUAUGCACAGCUCUCCAGGUCGCAAUCGUUGAAUUACUAACUUCCUGGAAAAUCCGAGCAUCUAUUUCUGUAGGCCAUUCGUCUGGCGAGAUCGCUGCUGCAUACGCCAGCCACGCGAUCUCACGCGAAUCUGCAUGGAUGGUUGCAUAUUUCCGGGGCCUUGCAGUCGGUAUCACUCAGUCAUUGAGCCCAUCGAACGGUGCCAUGGUUGCUGUUCAGGCCCCGCUGGACUCCUGGAAGCACUUGAUGGAUAAGCAGAAUGAAUCACAUGCGGAAGAUCCCAUCGUCAUAGCUUGCUACAACAGUUUACGCAGCUUCACACUUUCUGGGCCUCGCGACGCCGUCCAUCAACUUGUGUCGACACUGAAAGAAGCAAAUAUCGAAGUGCACAUCCUGAAGGUUGAUGUUGCAUACCAUUCUCAUCACAUGAAGCCAGUAGCUGAGGUCUACGACAAGCUUCUCAGAAAGAUUGAGCCCGGUGAACCGCUCGACGAUCAGCCCUCUUUCGUGUCCACCGUCACCGGAAAAUCCUUAGAUCAACUCGUUGAAUUGAGAACUGCAGGUUACUGGAACAGAAACCUUACUGGCUCUGUCAAAUUCUCAAUCGCCCUGGAAGGAAUCUGCACAAGACCAGAUACAUCAUCAUGCUACUUUGUCGAAAUCGGACCCCACUCCGCCCUGCGCUCUCCUCUCAGCGAUAUCCUCAAAGCUGCAGGGAGAGACGUCAAAUCCGAGUAUGUUUCCGUCUUGCGUCGCGAUCACGCGGCAGAUGUCACAGCCAUGCAGUGCGCAGGAAAACUACAUGCUAUUGGAGCAUCUAUCGAUAUCUCAGCUGUCAACAAUAUUCGCGGUUCUGAUCCAAAGUUUCUUACGUCCCUUCCUAGCUACCAAUUCGAAGACAAGAAGAGAUAUUGGCUCGAGGGUCGAACAAGUAUCCAAUACCGCCAGACCAAAUUCGUGCAUCACGAGUUACUUGGAUCUCGCACACCGGACUGGAACGAACUGGAGGCACGCUGGACGAACCGUAUCCUUCUAGAUCAAUCACCGUAUCUGAAAGAUCACAUAAUCAACGGGCUGUGCCUUAUGCCGGCAGCAGGCAUGCUAGUCAUGGCUCUUGAGGCAGUGCGCCAGUUUUACGGCGACGCAGGUGCCGAUGGUUCCGGAUAUAGAAUGAAAGAUGUUUCGUUCACGAAACCUAUGACGCUAUCCGAGAAUCCACGAGGAACAGAGAUACAACUCACGCUACGUCCUGGAAGUGUAGAUGCACGAGAUGCGAAACCAGGAAGUUCAUGGAGCCAUUUCUCGCUCUAUGUGUAUGAGAAUGAUACAUGGCAUCUUUGCUGCUCUGGCUCUAUUUCCAUCACAUACGACAACCCAAGCGAAACUUCCGCUGAACAGACCGAAAGAGCUGAGAAAUUUCUCACGACUACAAAGCAGUGCCGCACCGACAUUAGCCAUGAGGAAGUCUAUAAUGCGUUCAACAAGGCAGGGCUAUCCUACGGUCCCACUUUCCGCAGCAUGCACGCUAUCAAGUGGGACGAGCAGAGUCAACAAGCAACAGGAUCAAUUGGCCUCGCCGAAUGGCAAAAACACGCGAAAUUCACAUACACAGAUGGUCAUUUGAUUCAUCCCGCUGCGCUGGACACCAUUUUGCAAAUGACAUUUCCCGCCUAUUCCAUCUUCGCUAAGAAUGCGUCUGCAACGACAGUACCUACGGGCUUCACCAACGCGUGGUUCUCAGCCAAUCUGCUGCGCGCAUCUAACGAAGCAAAGAGUGUAAAAGUGAAUGCGCAGGUCAAGGGUUGUGGAUUCCGGAACAAGCUUUUUGAUGUCACUGCAACGGAUGAGCAGGAUCAAGAACUUUACUUUUACGGGGAGUUGGAGACAUCGACGAUUGGACGGAGCGGUGCAGCUGCAGAUGAAGGAGAAGCACCACUAACUUUGUAUCGCAUUGACUGGCAACCGGCUACCUUCUCCAAUCUGAGCCUGCAAGAGAGAGAGUCACUUUACUCUGGUUCAACGGUCUACGUUGUAUACGACGAGUGUGACUCUCUGCAGAGCAAUUUAGCAGACAUGCUUGGACAAAUCGCAAUCUCACACUGCAAUACUUUAUUGAUCCCGAUAUCUUGGAGUUCUGUUUCCGAAAAAGACUUAUCCAAAGCUACUUGCGUAUUCCUUCCUGGGCUAGAUGGGACACUCUUGCGCCUUGUGCAAGACGAUGAUUUGAACAAAAUCAAGCAACUCCUCUCGACAGCGGACGCACUCAUCUGGCCUACACUUCAACAUCUAGCAUUGGACCAGAGCCCCACAGAAGGCCUUGUAUCGGGUCUUGUGCGCACGCUAGCCACUGAAUCCGAAGACUACCAUCUCAUCAGCGUUAGCCUGGAUCGCGAGAAUGGGUUGGAAAAGCUGGCGAGCAAUAUCAUGGCAGUCUUAGACGCAAAGCUUGCGGACCAGACUAGUGACCCCGAAGAUGAGUAUUGGGAAGUUGACGGUGUUCUCUGUAUACCGCGUGUGGUCGAUGAUGCAGAUCUGGCCGCGAUGGUACUGCCACCGUCUAAAGAAGUUGCAACCACUGUUUCCAAGCCGUGGAGUGAACUGAAGAAUCCAGUCCUCACAAUCAGGGCUGCAGGAAUUCUCAACACACUUCACUAUGAGCAGGAUGAUUCCCAACACGACACGCUUGGAAGUGACGAUGUCCUUGUCCAAGUCAAGGCAGUGGGCCUCAACACUCGUGAUGUCCAAGUUGCACUGGGCCAAAUCCACGACGACGCCUUUGGCAGCGAAAUAGCAGGCGUAGUACUGCAGACCGGAUCACGCAGCGCUUCGCAUUUCCAACCCGGGGACCGCGUCUUCGGCAUCACACGCAACGGCGUUGCACAAACGGCGGUGAGCAACUUCAAGCAGUUGCGAAAGAUACCAGAGGAAAUGAGAUUUUCAGAGAAUCUGAGCUUUGCAGAAGCAGCCGCGAUCCCCGUGGCAUUCUGCACGGCGUACUUUGCCCUGAUGCAAGUUGCGGGUGUCAAACUGGGCGACAAUGUACUUAUUCACGAUGCGACCAGUGCGCUGGGGUAUGCCGCGUUCCGGAUGUGUAUACACCUGGGUUGCACGAACAUCUUCACAAUAGUUGAGUCGGAAGAGCAGGUGGACCGCAUGCUUCAUCAUGGCCCUAUUUCCAGGUCGUGUAUCUUCGUCACUGGAGAUCCGAAUCUUGAGUACAAAAUCCGGCGUGAGACUGAGGGACGAGGUGUAGAUGUUAUUUUGGGCUCGAUGGAAGCUUUGCAGAGUUCAAAUAGCUGUAUUGCUUCGUUUGGAUGCAUGGUUGAUGUUGGAGAGAAGCAUGCUUUUGUUUCCACAGCGAGCCGUCCGAAGGAGAGUUCGUUACCAGUAGUGGUGGCGAGUAAGAAUGUCACCUUCGCCAAUGUUAACUUCCAGGAACUAGCAGAAAGCCGUUUGUUCGAAGGGAUCUUCGAGAAUGUCUGCCAGAUGAUUGACGACGGUCGUAUAAUGCCACACGUACCGCUGGCUAUGUUCAAACAGAGCGAGGUCGAGAAGGCUUUCCGUACUGUGCAAGACAAGGACGCUAUAGCCAAGGUUGUAAUUGAAAUCGACAGCGAUGAAGUUGUCGAUAUGGAAGUUGCAUCGAGUCCUUCCAAGCUACUCUUCCAUGAAGACGCAAGCUACCUUGUCGCAGGCGCUUUCGGUGGUAUAGGCCAAAGCAUUGUCCAGUGGAUGGUGCAGCAAGGCGCUCGGUACUUGAUAUUACCAUCACGCUCUCCGGUCGAAGGAACCGGAUCUGAUCGCGAACAUUUCAUACAAGAGCUCCAUGAACAAGGCGCCAUCGUCAAAGCACCAGUGUGUGAUAUCGCCGACCAGCACCAACUCCAGGCCAUGCUGGACUCUGUUCGCGAUAUCCCAGACAUCAGAGGCUGCAUCCAAGCAGCAAUGGUGAUGCGCGAUUCAUCUUUUGCAAAUAUGUCAGUCGAAAAGUGGCAUCAAUCUCUUGCUCCCAAGGUAGACGGCUCCUGGAACCUACACCAGCUUCUCCCGCGCAACCUCGACUUCUUCGUCAUGCUCUCCUCAUCAACAGGUAUCAUGGGAUCAUUCGGUCAAUCAAACUACACAGUCGGCAACACCUACCAAGACGCCCUCGCCGCCCACCGAAUGCGCCAAGGACAGCGCGCCCACACACUCGCCCUCAGCAUGGUAACAGGCGUCGGCUACGUCGCUCAAAACGAGCAAGUCCAGGCUCUCCUCCGUGUUCGCGGCAUGCUCGAAGAAGUAUCCACACAAGAUAUUUUCUCCCUCCUCCAAUUCUGCUGCGAUCCCCGCCGCGUAGACAACAGUGGCGUUGGUUCGCAAAUCAUCACGCCCUUAACCCUCCCUGCCGACCUGCGUGCAAUGGGUAUCGUAGCGCCCCUCGGCAGCACACGCCCCAUCUACCACUAUCUCGACACACUCCCUGCACGCAUCUCCAGCACCGCGGAGACAGACAAAUCGAGGCCAUCGCACUUGCUGUCUGAAGCAAAGUCUCUGGCUCAAGCCACGGAUAUUAUCGUGGGAGCAAUCCAAGUGCAGCUGUCCAGUCUGCUUGUCGUAAGCAAAGACGAUAUCGACCCGCAGAAAGCGAUUUAUCGGUAUGGCGUCGAUUCGCUAGUAGCGGUGGAGAUGCGGAAUUGGUUUUCGAAGGCGGUGGGGGCGGAUGUGGCGACGGCGGAUAUUAUGAGUGAUGUUAGUAUUUGGUUGUUGGCGGUCAAGGUUGCGGGGACGAGUCGGUUUGUGAGGGAUGAGGUGAAGGAGUAGGGGGGUUUGUGGAUUCAAUUGAGAUGAUUAGGUCUGGAUUUGUGUAACUUAACGUGGUAGUCAUAGCAUAACUGUUUUUGCUUCAAUUGUUGAUGGAAUUGACUUAACGUCUAAAAUCAAUGUCAGAAACUUUCCGAAUGUAGUCUUUCAGUAAUCACAGAUUUGAAUCGCAUACCAUGGCAAAUAAAUAGGUUCUUGUAGACUGCAAAAUAGGCU
Messenger RNA from Bipolaris sorokiniana ND90Pr, 7339 nucleotides. It is a transcript of the gene PKS9, whose product is annotated as polyketide synthase PKS9. The transcript has 4 exons. The coding region runs from base 299 to 7123 and encodes 2274 amino acids. Lineage: Eukaryota; Fungi; Ascomycota; Dothideomycetes; Pleosporales; Pleosporaceae. Gene Ontology annotation, biological process: secondary metabolite biosynthetic process; fatty acid biosynthetic process. Gene Ontology annotation, molecular function: phosphopantetheine binding; oxidoreductase activity; fatty acid synthase activity. The record is from RefSeq and is a predicted model, not a curated record.